Molecule: messenger RNA, 1784 nt
Organism: Plectropomus leopardus (leopard coralgrouper)
Lineage: Eukaryota; Metazoa; Chordata; Actinopteri; Perciformes; Serranidae
Gene: srsf5a
Product: serine and arginine rich splicing factor 5a
Cellular component (GO): nucleus; cytoplasm
Molecular function (GO): mRNA binding
Source: RefSeq, a predicted model, not a curated record
CCUGCUCUUCGGACUCUUUCGCCAUUUUGAAGAAGUCGAGCCGAAAGACGGUCAGUUAAAGUCACAGCUUGUCAGCGACGUAAACAACAGAUUCAAAGAGAAAAUUAGCAGGUAACAAUGAGUGGUUGUCGUGUCUUCAUCGGCCGUUUGAGCCCCCAUGCCAGAGAGAGAGAUGUGGAGAAGUUUUUCAAGGGAUACGGACGGAUUCGGGAAAUCAACUUGAAGAACGGAUUUGGCUUUGUGGAAUUUGAUGAUCACAGAGAUGCAGAUGAUGCUGUGUACGAGUUGAAUGGCAAAGAAUUGUGCAGUGAAAGGGUCACUAUUGAGCACGCUCGCUCCAGAAGAGGAAGAGGUGGCGGUCCUGGAGGAAUGGGACGUUUCGGUGGUAGCAGCGGUGGUGGCGGCGGCGGUGGCGGUGGCUAUCGCCCAUCUCGCAGCAGUGGUUCCAGACCGGACAGAUAUGGCCCUCCUGUACGAACGGACCACAGACUGAUUGUAGAGAACCUCUCUUCACGGAUCAGCUGGCAGGACCUGAAAGACCUGAUGAGAAAAGCAGGUGAAGUUACCUUUGUGGACGCCCACAGGCCCAACAAAAAUGAAGGAGUUGUUGAGUUUGCAUCGCGCAGUGACAUGAAGAACGCCAUCUCCAAGCUUGACGGGUCAGAGCUGAAUGGACGCAAACUAAAGAUCUUUGAGGACUGCAGAAGAAGUCGCAGCAAGAGCCGCUCCCGCAGCUACUCCCGCUCCAGGAGUCGCUCCAGGAGCCGCAACCGCUCCAGGAGCCGCUCCAGGUCCAUGAGCCGCACCCCCGAGAAAAAGACGUCAGGAGGGGGCAGGACCUCCAACAGAUCCCCCUCCAGGUCCAAGUCUCGCUCCAAGUCCCGCUCCAGGUCUCGCUCCCGUUCACCCGCCCCCGCUCAGAACAAACAGUCCCGCUCGCGCUCUCGUUCUCGUUCCCGCUCUCGCUCCCGCUCCCGUUCACGUUCCCGCUCCGCCUCCGCAGACAGCAAACAUUGAGAUCGAACCACCUGGAGGCCGUAAUAUAGACUGUGUGGUGGCACGUGAUUAUCAUUUUUUAUUGAAGGGGAGGAAACCGCCUUUUUACGUGGCUUCUUUUGAAUCAAGAUCUUCAGUCAUUGGCUUUGAUUUCUCGUUUGUUUUUGUUAGUGUGGAUUUGCUUCCACAGGAAAAUUAUUUUUGUGUUCCUGUUGCUUCAUGAUUUCCCUCUUUUAAACCCCCCCCCCCCCGUGUUUUAAUGAAUUACCGCGUGACGGGAAAACAUUUCGAUCAGCGGUGAUACUCGUCGCCACCCUGUGCGAGCUGCCUGCCGCGUCAUGAUUCCAUCCACUCCCCCGUUCUUCGCCCGAGCGUUCACAGCCGUUCAAGGUUAGGCGGGAAUGGUCUUCAUUCCCCCAAAAUGUUGAUAGGUAUGUUUUCUGUUUGUAACGCAAGCUCCUGGCAUUGCCGUGAAACUGUGAUUCUGCUUGUGAUGACAUGUUGCAUUCGCCGCCCUGAUAUGUGAACCGUAAAAUGCAAGCGUCUCAGUCGGUGGUUUUAGUUCAGCUUUCUCGUGUAAUAAUGUUUGAAUCCGGCAUUAAUUUAGUUUAACACUGCUGCUGUACCAGGACCUCGUCUCGUGUUGAUUUAUUUUCUUUUUUUAUUUACUUUGUCUGCAGCCUCGGCCUGUGGGGGCUGUGGCUCUGAACACAAGUGUCUGUUUCAGCAGGAAGAAAUGUCUUUAAGUAAGUUUAUUGAUUUGAUACUAAUAAAACACUUAAUGCUUA